Morchella importuna is the source of this 1950-nucleotide messenger RNA. RefSeq lists its product as uncharacterized. The record is from RefSeq and is a predicted model, not a curated record. The transcript is spliced from 7 exons. NCBI's taxonomy places the organism in Eukaryota, Fungi, Ascomycota, Pezizomycetes, Pezizales, Morchellaceae. Bases 1 to 1950 code for a protein of 649 amino acids.
AUGUCGCGCGAUGUUUCAACAGGCCCAGCAACAGGCCCACCAGCAGCAGACUCCACUGCUUCCUCAACACGCAGCAGUGCUUCACCAGAGGCUCUUGUAUGGACGACCGUACUUAGGUCCCAAGUCAGGUUCUCACUCAGUCCAAGUCUAGUGCAGUCCACUCAACAGGCCCAGCAACAGGCCGCUCAACAGGCCGCUCAACAGGCCGCUCAACAGGCCCAGCAGCAACAGGCCCAGCAACAGGCUGCUCAACAGGCCCAGCAGGCUCUACUACUCCCUCACCAGCACCCACCCGAGCCAUCGCCGAUUGUCCCAGAGACAUCCCCGAGUAUUCAAGAGACAUCCCCGAGUAUUCAAGAGACAUCCCCGAACUCGCCCGCAUUCAAGAUGACUCAAGCAAGCAAAGCGAAGAUGACUUUAGGUCUACUCAACCUACCUAAAGUGUACACCAGCAUCCGCAACAGCCUAAAGGCGGAAAUGCAAAAUGUAGGUUGGGUCAAUAAAAACACCUCCGGAUUGGUUGCGUUUAAUGCCCUAUGCCUUUACUUAAUGAACCUGCCCUCCCUCAACGGUUUUCUGCCAAUUUGGAAUGGGGGUGAAUCCGCUGCCCGUAGAGCACUAGCGAGUGCUUUACAGUGGCUCAUCGCGGAUGUUGGUAUGAAGGAUAAGUUAUCAAGGGGACAGGGAGACCGUCAGUUCAAAGUUGCUGCCGGUGAUAGUGAUGAUGAUGAUGACGGCGGUGGUCAGGCAGCCGGAAGACGCUCUGUUCCUCCCGUUCGGCCGGUGGAGUUACAAAUUACCGAUUCAGAGGAGCUCGAAGGUUGGUUGAAAAACAGCAAUGCCAGGCCUCGGAGGAUAUUGGCGGUCCUCCACAGAGCAGGCGCGGGUGCUAACCUGGGUGUUGAGGAAUCCCCCCCGUUGAACCCGGCUUUCCCUCACGUUGAGGAAGAUGAUUAUAGCAUGAUCGAUAUUCCUGCAGAGGAUUCGGAUUACGAGGAGGGAAAGCACCGGAUAAAUGCCAUAGGACUGAGGCAGGAUGCUAUCGACGAUUUAGACCCCAAAUACCUUAGGAAGUAUCCUUUGGGUGUCGGGGUUGCUGACCCAAACUUCUUACAGGGGACGAUCUGGACACCUGCCGGGAUAGCAGCCAAGAGAGCUGCUGAUGCACUCGUGGCCGCUGGUGCUGGAGGUGGUGGUAGUGGUGGUGGAGGUGGUGAUCGAGGUGGUGGAGGUGGUGGUGGUGGUCUAGGACCUCCACCGCCUCCGGGCAGACCCCCUCCUCCUCCGGGCGGCGGUGGUGGUGGAGGACCAGCUGGAGGCGCUGGUGAUGGUGGUGGUGGUGAUGGUGGUGAUGGUGAUAUCGCGAGUGCUCCUAGAGCACUGCGGAUAUUCCUGCCAGUCAUCAGAAUUGCUACCACCAGGCACUCCUCCGGUUCAGCACCUCUUGCCCCAAAGCGUCCACGACCCCCAAAACGACUUGAAGAACAUCAAGAUUUACUGACUGACGAGUCUGAAAUAUCUCACCGAACAUUGACUCCACUGCCAGCCGGCACUCAGAGUAGUCAAUCGACCACCGCCGCUCAAAUAACUCGGAAAGGUCUUCUCCGUUCCUCCGAAACCCUCACUGGGAGGAGCAGUCCUAGGAGGAUAGAAUUUCAUCUCCCCGAGGAUCAUACUGGUAAUUUUGAAGCGCAGGAGGUGCCUGAGGCAAUUGAGGCGCCAGAGGCAAUUGAGGCGCCAGAGGUGGAAGAAAUAGUUGAUACUAGCCACUCAGACUUUGAUGAUGCUCCGGAGAAUGACCACGAGAGCUCCGAGGAGGAUGAGGAUGAACCAGAGGAUGAACCUCAAGCCCUCCCCCCCCAUCUUACACCCAGAAGUCUCAGACUAUCGGAAAGAAACCUCAUACAGUUCAGCCGACUACUGACAGAGCACUGGGCAAUGCUCGGAUGA